AUGCCUCACCUCUUCACCCUCGCCGCCGUGCUCAGCACAGCUUUCCCUCUCACCAACGCUUGGGGCACACUGGGCCAUGAGACCGUCGCCUUCAUCGCCCAGGAUCGCAUGGCUGCUCAUACCGUCUCCUGGGCUCAGAGCGUCUUGGGCAAUACCAGUACUUCGUACCUGGCGGGGAUCGCUGCCUGGGCUGAUACAUACCGCUACACUGCCGCUGGAGCUUUCAGUGCUCCGUUCCACUUCAUUGACGCAGAAGAUAGUCCACCAACUUCGUGUAGUGUGGACUAUGACCGUGAUUGUGGCGCUAAGGGAUGUGUCGUCAGUGCCAUUGCAAACUACACCCAACGUGUCGUCUCCACUACUCUGAGCAAGACUGAGGUCAAUGACGCCCUCCGCUUCAUCGUGCACUUCGUUGGCGACAUCCACCAACCCCUCCACGACGAAGCCCUCGAAGUCGGCGGCAACGACAUCGAUGUCACUUUCGCCGGCGCCUCGACAAACCUCCACCAUAUCUGGGACACUGAAAUUCCUGAAAAGUACACCGGUGGUUACUCUCUCGCUGAUGCUAAAGCUUGGGCGAAGACGCUCAAUGCGGCUGUUAACAGCGGUAUCUAUGCUUCGCAAGCUGCAAGCUGGAUCAAGGGCUUAGAUGUCACUGAUCCCAAGACCACUACUCUGGGUUGGGCGUCUGAGGCCAAUGCAUACGUCUGCUCCACUGUUAUACCCGACGGCCAAGGUGCAGUGGAGAAUGUGGAUCUCAGCGGGGCUUACUACAAGUCAGCUAUCCCGGUAGUCGAACUCCAGAUUGCAAGGGCUGGAGUCAGACUGGCUGCUUACUUGGAUGCUGUGGCGAAGAAUCAGAAGGUGCUGUCCAAGCGGCUUGCCGAGGAUGAGGUGGAUCUGAGUGGAGGGAGUUUGUUGCCUGCUGAUAGACCGCUGAGCAAGGCGAAGUUGGUGAGAGAGGCUGUUGGAUAUGGAUGCAAGCAUUGA
Molecule: messenger RNA, 990 nt
Organism: Aureobasidium namibiae CBS 147.97
Lineage: Eukaryota; Fungi; Ascomycota; Dothideomycetes; Dothideales; Saccotheciaceae
Product: S1/P1 nuclease
Exons: 2
Coding region: 1-990 (329 amino acids)
Biological process (GO): DNA catabolic process
Molecular function (GO): nucleic acid binding; endonuclease activity
Source: RefSeq, a predicted model, not a curated record